AGGAGUUAUUCAGACAAGAACCCAUCUGUGUAUGUGUUGUGGUGUUAAAGGUUUUGGGUCGCGCUUUUACUUCGUUUUGACGCCUGUGUAACUUGGACAGGGUAAGAGGCAGACAAACAGUAGAACACGACAAGAAGCACGCCUUGAAGCUUCGAUUUGCCCACGUCUGCAACAACCAAUAGCCCAUGACAUCCAAUCAAACCAACGGUUCUGCGUCUUCCCUGGAAUCUUUGAAUUGGGUCAGUCUUUGCCUUCACUGAUAUAUAAAAUCAGAAUUGAAGAACACUCAUUUAAGGUCAUCCCAGUAGAAUUUUUGGAUUUUCGAAGCGACCCCGUUGAGUUCAGCUCAUUCUCUCUGUUCUGAGUUCUGGUAGACUGUAAUUGUGACCACAAAUAAGUAAGUGAUUUACUGUUUUUGAGAUGUCUGCUGUUGCUCUUUGGGUGGUUCCUUCUCAAGAGAAUGUAACCAAUCUUGUUAGAUUAGUGGGUAGAAAUUUUAGUGGUGGCAGGAGGAAAUGUGGGUCUUGCUUGAAUUUCUCAGCUGGGUUGUCGAUUUCGUGCACUGCGGUGGCGAAUCCGUUGAGAUCUUCUGAAGAGAUGGUUUAUGAUGUGGUGCUUCAGCAAGCGGCUUUGGUCCAAGAACAGAGGAGGAGGAGAAGAGUUGUCGAUUGGAGACCGUCGGAAGCUUAUUUCUUGACGAAUCCAACUCUUUUGAACGAAGCUUAUGAACGAUGUGGUGAGGUCUGUGCUGAGUAUGCGAAGACAUUUUACUUGGGGACAUUACUAAUGACACCAGAGAGGCGAAGGGCUGUGUGGGCAAUAUACGUAUGGUGCCGGAGGACAGAUGAGCUUGUGGAUGGGCCUAAUGCUGCACACAUCACACCAAAGGCUCUUGAUCGAUGGGAGCAAAGAUUGGUUGACCUCUUUGAGGGCUGUCCUUAUGACAUGUAUGAUGCUGCUCUAUCCGAUACUGUCUCCAAAUACCCUGUUGACAUCCAGCCCUUUAAGGACAUGAUCAAAGGGAUGAGCCUGGACUUGAAGAAAUCUAGAUACAAGAACUUUGAUGAGCUGUAUCUCUACUGUUAUUACGUAGCUGGUACAGUUGGACUAAUGAGUGUUCCAGUGAUGGGGAUUUCCCCGGUAUCAAAGGCGUCUGCAGAGAGUGUUUAUAACUCUGCAUUAGCCCUUGGGAUUGCUAAUCAGCUCACCAACAUUCUCAGGGAUGUUGGAGAAGAUGCCAGGAGGGGAAGGAUAUAUCUUCCUCAGGAUGAAUUGGCACGUGCUGGCCUCUCUGAGGAUGACAUCUUCCAUGGGAAAGUUACUGGGAAGUGGAGGAAUUUCAUGAGGAGUCAGAUUAAACGUGCAAGAUUGUUCUUUGAUGAAGCUGAGAAGGGUGUCGAUGAGUUGAACCCAGAAAGUAGAUGGCCGGUAUGGACAUCCUUGUUGCUAUAUCGGCAGAUCUUAGAUUCAAUUGAAGCAAAUGACUACAACAACUUCACAAAGAGAGCCCAUGUAGGGAAGGUUAAGAAGUUAUUCUCAUUGCCAGUGGCCUACACCAGAGCACUAUUAGGACCUUCUAAACUAACCAGUUUGACAGGGAGAGGAGUUCAGUUUUUUCCCUUCAAAUGAAGGGCCCUUCUACUGCACAUAUUUGAUUUUUUUUUUGUAACCUUCAAGCUCAUUGAAUUGCAGAAAGAUAAACUUUAUUUUCAAUUGGAAAGAUAUAUUUAUAGUUUCAAUAUAUGGAAAAUGAAAAUGAAAAGGGAAAAUUCUUUCUGUUC
Macadamia integrifolia is the source of this 1781-nucleotide messenger RNA. RefSeq names its product phytoene synthase 2, chloroplastic-like. The coding region runs from base 421 to 1629 and encodes 402 amino acids. Gene Ontology annotation, biological process: carotenoid biosynthetic process. The transcript has 6 exons. The record is from RefSeq and is a predicted model, not a curated record. Gene Ontology annotation, molecular function: geranylgeranyl diphosphate synthase activity. NCBI's taxonomy places the organism in Eukaryota, Viridiplantae, Streptophyta, Magnoliopsida, Proteales, Proteaceae.